CCCCUCCCUUUCCUGCAAGACGUCGGGCGUGUGGGGGUCCCCUUGGUUCGGCUCCGCAGAGGCUGCCUGGGGGCGCCUGCUGGGAUCCGAAUUUGCAAGGACCUGUAAUUCGGACAGACAGAACUUGGCAGAAGAUCAAGGGAUUCCUUCAUCUCUCUUGGAGGCUUCAUGAGAGCACAGAUGGAUGAGAAAAACGCAGCUGGCCCUGAAGCAGGAAGAAGCCAUGCCAUCAGAACCGGGAGCCGUGGGGGAUUUUGGGAAAAAACUGUGCAGAAGAUCCUGAGUGAGGAGGACACCCUCUGCUCAGAGGCUCAGAGCCAGCAGUUCAGGCAGUUCUGCUUCCAGGAGGCCAAAGGACCUCGAGAGGUUUGCAGCCGACUCUACAACCUUUACCAUCAAUGGCUGAAGCCAGAAAGGCACACAAAAGCUGAGAUGCUGGACCUGGUGAUCUUGGAGCAGUUCCUGGCUGUCCUUCCACCGGAGAUGGAAAGUUGGGUGAGGGAAUGCGGAGCGGAGACCAGUUCCCAGGCAGUGGCCCUGGCCGAAGGUUUCCUCCUGAGUCAGGCAGAGGAGAGAAAGCAGGCAGAGCAGCAGAGACAGGAUCUGUUUGCAGAAAUGGGCCCAGAUUCCUCUGAGACCAAAAGGACUCCGUUGGACACCAGAGAGAGGCUGCUGGGUGACCAGAUGAUGCCAGCAAGACCUUCUCUUCCAUCUAUUCCUGGUGGGGAAGGAGAAGCAACGGCUGUGGAAGCAGCUCAGGGUCCAGUGUGCUUUGAAGAUGUCGCUGUUCAUUUCACAGAUGAGGAAUGGGCAUUGCUGGAUCCAGACCAGAGAGCUCUGCAUAAGGAAGUCAUGGAGGAGAAUCAUGGGAUCGUGGCCUCUCUCAGUGGUGAUGAUUUGGAAAUUGAGAGCGAGGAUGCCCAUGACAGAAUCCACACAGUGGAGAAGCCAUUGCUACUCUUGGAGUGUGGAGAGAGCUUCAGUCACAGUUCCCAUUUGACUACCCACCAAAGAAAUGCUAUUGAGACGAAACCCUCUCAGUUCUCUGAAUGGCGGGAAACUUUCUGUUGGAAUGAAAGCCUCACUUCACAGGAAAUAAUUCACACAGGGGAAGACCCACUGAAAUACUUGGAAUGUGGAAAGAGCUUCAGUACGAGUGCACAUCUCAUUUCACAUCAAAUAACUCACAGCAGGGAGAAACCCUAUCAGGGCUUGGAUUGUAGGGAAAGCUUUAAUACAAGCACAACCUUCCAUAAACACCAGAGAAUUCACAGGGGGGAGAAGCCAUUUCAGUGCCGAGAGUGUGGAAAGAGCUUCAGCCAAAGCACCCAUCUCACAGCCCAUCAAAUAAUUCAUACAGGUGAGAAACCCUAUCAGUGCUCGGAAUGUGGGCGGAGCUUUAAUCACAGGGCAAAUCUCACGGCCCAUCAAAGAAUUCACAGUGGUGAGAAACCCUAUCAGUGCUCAGAAUGUGGGAAGAGUUUCACUGUGAGAUCCGGUCUCGCUUCCCACCAAAGAAUUCAUACUGGGGAGAAACCCUAUCAAUGCAUGAAUUGUGGAAACAGCUUCAGUCAGAAGGCAAGUCUUAUUUCCCAUCAAAGAAUUCACAGUGGUGAGAAGCCCUAUCAGUGCUUGGAAUGUGGGAAGAGCUUCAGUCGGAAGCAAAAUCUCACUUCCCAUCAAAGAAUUCACACUGGUGAGAAACCCUAUCAGUGCUCGGAAUGUGGAAAGAGUUACUGCCAUAGAGCCAAUCUCACUUCCCACCAAAGAAUUCACAGUGCUUGGAACGUGGAAAGAGCUUCUGUAAAAGCGCCCAUCUCGCUACCCAUCAAAGCAUUCAUACCAGGGAGAAAUCCUAUCAAUGCUUGGAUUGUGGAAAGAGUUUCCUCCAGAGAGCCGAUCUCACUUCCCACCAAAGAAUUCACACAGGGGGAAAAUCAUAUCAGUGCUUGGAAUGUGGAAAAACCUUUAGUCACUGUGCCAAUCUCAUGGCACACCCAAGAAUUCACAGAGGUGAGAAACCAUAACAGUGCUCCCAAUGAGGGAAAAGCUUCACUGUGAGGUCUGGUCUCGUUUCCCAUCAAAGAAUUCACAGUGGUGAGAAACCAUAUCAGUGCUUGGAAUGUGCAAAGGGUUUCUGCCAGAAAGCCAAUCUCACUUCCCACCAAAGAAUUCACACAGGGGAGAAACCCUAUCAGUGCUUGGAAUGUGGGAGAAGCAAAGUCUCCCUUCCCAUCAGAGAAUUCACAGUGGUAAGAAACCAUCAGUGCUUGGAAUGUGAAAAGAGCUUCGGUAAGAGGACCAAGCUCAUGGUCCAUCAAAGAAUUCAUACAGGGGAGAAUCAUAGAAUUUUAGACCUGCAGGAGACCCCUGGGUCGUCUAGUCUACUGCAGGACUCUCAACUCAAGCUUCUAUGACAUAUUGCCUUCUCCUUACAACUUCUCCUUAAAAACCUCCAAGGAAGGAGAGUCCACAACCUUCCAAGGGCAUCUCUAAUUUGAAGCCAUUGGUUUGGGUCGCAGCCUCCAGAGCUGGUGAAAACAAGCUUGUUCAAUCUUCCACGUGAUAGUCCUUCCUGUUCCUCAGAAGGCUUGGUUUCCCAACGCUUAAUUGUCUUGCUCACCCCCCUCUGCACACCUUCCAGCUUGUCAAAAUCCUUCUUAAAUUGGGGCACCCAGAACCGGACACAGGACUCCAGGUGUGGUCUGAAGAAGGCAGAAGUGGGGCUGUUACUUCUCUUGAUCUGGACACUUGACUUCUUUGGACGCAACCUAGAAUAACAGCCUUUUUUGCUGCUGAAUCAUACUGUUGACUCAUGUUAGUCUAAGACCCCUUUUCCACAUGUACUACUGGCAAGCCCGGUAUCCCCCAUCUUAUAUUUGUGCAGCAAAUUCUUCUUGCCUAAGAGCAGAAUCUUACCUUUCUGCUUAGUGAAAUUUAUUGGAUGCCUUUAUAUACCACCUGUUUCUUCAAGAAGCUCAGUGUGGUCUUAAGUCAUUCUCUCCCUCAUUGUUUAAUCCUGACAUCAACCCUGUUAGGUAGGUUGGGCUGUGAAGCCAUCACCCAGUGAGCUUCAUGGCUGAGUGGGGAUUUGAACCCAGGUCUCCCAGUUCCUAGUCCAAAACUCUUAAGCACUGCACCCCACUGGCUCUCGAAUGAGACUCUUGGAAAGUGCAUGCAUGCGCAUUUAUUGAAAGUUUCAGUGCAAUGUCUUGGUGUUUGUAGUUAAAGUUUUAUACGCAUGUAUCAAUUACAUUAAUAUAUUAAUGGUAAUUACAGUAGAAGAGUAAAUUUUAGGUAAUGCUAGACAGCGAUAGGGUUAGUUUGGAAUGCUGGGAUUGAAAAAUUGAACAAUUGAACAAUUUCCACAUGAAUCACAAGAAGAUCUAAAAUAUAAAUACAAAACGGCAACAGCAACAACCCCCGAAAAAGCCCCAUGUCAUGUAUUGAUGAAGUUGUUAGAAAAUUUAUUAUGGGAAAGGGGGUAAAAGUCUUAAAAGUUCAUGCAACCAUCUUCUCAGGGUUCCUACUCUUUGUGUGAAUGAACCUUGUUGCUACAAAUAAAGAUCAGGUCUACUGACCGCUGUUUUGCUCCUUUAA
Podarcis raffonei (Aeolian wall lizard) is the source of this 3600-nucleotide messenger RNA. RefSeq names its product zinc finger protein 501-like. Bases 169 to 2061 code for a protein of 630 amino acids. The record is from RefSeq and is a predicted model, not a curated record. Gene Ontology annotation, biological process: negative regulation of transcription by RNA polymerase II. Gene Ontology annotation, molecular function: DNA-binding transcription repressor activity, RNA polymerase II-specific. NCBI's taxonomy places the organism in Eukaryota, Metazoa, Chordata, Lepidosauria, Squamata, Lacertidae. The transcript is spliced from 6 exons.